Molecule: messenger RNA, 3585 nt
Organism: Colletotrichum godetiae
Lineage: Eukaryota; Fungi; Ascomycota; Sordariomycetes; Glomerellales; Glomerellaceae
Product: histone deacetylase
Exons: 2
Coding region: 1-3585 (1194 amino acids)
Cellular component (GO): nucleus
Molecular function (GO): histone deacetylase activity
Source: RefSeq, a predicted model, not a curated record
AUGGCCUCUCCAUUCGACAGAGCGCCAUCGCGGCGCCCAUCACUACUGAAUACAUCCUCCCAUGAUGGGGACAAGGACCUGGCGCAUUCGCUCAAGCAGCUGUCUCUUUCGACGUCGUCGGCUAGCAACUCGCCCCGGGCCUCGAGCGCCCUGUCUCCGAUGAGACCGGCCGUAAAUCGAACAUCUCCGGCACCGAGUCCUCGAGCCCCGUCUCGAAGUCCCUCCUUUGCGAGGGAGCUCUCCCGGUCCAGAUCUUCGACGCCGACGCUGCAGCGCUCUUCAACACCAACACUUCAACGCAAAACCUCCACGAGUUCCUUGCACUCUGUGAGUGGCUCCUCAAGCCGAACGCCCAGCCGAGCGCCAUCGAGGCGGACUAGCAUGGUGUAUGCCUCAUCUCCGGUCUCAAAAUCCCCUUUGCGACCGAGCCCCCCUGAGUACAUCAAGCCUGCGCCUACAGCGACUACAGUCGCCCGCGAUUACUUCAAGACCGAAUUAGAGGUUCACCACUCACCAACUUCGACUCGGGCGACCGAGACCCUCGUCAUCCUCCACGAUGCCUGCUACGGACACCGUUUCUCCCGACCCAAGACCUCUAAGGGUGCCCUCAGCACCAUCGUUGAGCGGCCUGAGAGAAUCAAGGCCGGGGUUCUGGGAGUUGCCAUGGCCUACGUGCGACUCGGUGAACGGCACUGCGAUGGCGCAUAUGCGCUGCAUCCAAGUCUAGAUCCCUCCACUAUUCCGACGAUUCCGUUUCGCAUCUACAAGACCGAGCGGAGAUUGCCCCUGACAUCGGCGGCCGUCACCAACGUCCACGGUACCAAGUGGAUGGAGGAGCUCAAGAUGAUGUGUGAAGGAGCAGAGAUAAAACUGGCGACUGGUGGGAAGGAGCUUCAGAGGCCAGAAUUAAACAGGGGAUCGGACGGACCGCCCGCAAAGUUCCACGAGGGUGACCUCUAUCUUUGCUCAGAAUCGCUCGAGGCCUUUGAGGGUGCGCUGGGUGCCGUCUGCGAAGCCGUAGACCGAGUUUUCACAUCGGGUCCUCGACGAGCCUUCGUCGCUGUACGUCCGCCGGGACAUCACUGCUCAGCUUCUUUUCCUUCGGGGUUUUGCUGGGUUAACAACGUCCAUGUUGGAAUUAUGCAUGGUAUUCUAAACCACGGUCUUACCCAUGCGGCCAUCAUCGAUUUCGAUCUUCACCAUGGAGAUGGCUCCCAAGCCAUUACUUGGGCGCAUAAUUCACGAGGAGUGAAUGCGGCCAAGAACACGGCAGCUUGGAAGAAGGCGUCCAUCGGCUACUUUAGUCUUCAUGACAUCAAUUCGUACCCCUGUGAGUGGGGUGAUGAGGAGAAGGUCAAGAACGCCAGUCUGUGUAUCGACAAUGCCCACGGCCAAAACAUCUACAAUGUUCACCUGGAAUCGUAUGGUUCAGAGAAGGAGUUCUGGGAACUCUACGAGUCCAGAUACUCAGUUAUCAUCGAGAAGACGCGCAAGUAUCUGAAAAACCAAGCAGCUCGUGUGCGCGCUCUCAAUCUGCCUCCUAAGGCGGCAAUCUUCUUCUCGGCUGGAUUCGAUGCUAGUGAAUGGGAGACGAAGGGUAUGCAACGUCAUAAUGUGAACGUUCCCACCGAGUUUUACGCUCGUAUUGCUCAAGAUGUGGUGAAGCUUGCCGCAGAAGAAGGUCUGGGGGUUGAUGGGCGCGUUAUCAGCGUGCUUGAGGGUGGUUACAGUGACCGAGCUCUUUACUCUGGCAUCUUCAGCCAUCUGAGCGGACUCUCAGGCAAUCAGACACCACCGGAAGAGCCUAUUCGGGGUCGCUCUUCGCUCGGUGGCGAAAUGGCAGGGCAGAUUGCAGCAACCAUUGCUGGCGAACCAUCACUGCACCCUUACAAAUCGUCUUGGUGGUCGAGCUCCGAACUCGACGAGCUAGAAGUUGCGAUGGGCAACAGACCAGCCAGCCCGAAAAUGAUACGGCACUCAACCCCGCCCACAUACUCAACUCCCACACAAGCAUCGAUUGGUAAGUCCAUAGAUCCGGCGAGGAUGAGGCGGAUGGCCUCAGGCUUGUCGAAUGGAAUGCCAUAUUCGCGACCAGCAACACCGCCUCCCCCUGAUGUGCCAUGGACCAUAGCAGCCCAUGAGCUGAGCAGGCUACUCAUCCCGUCAGAUCGCCAAGUCGACAGCUGCCAGCCUGAAGACUUGAACGCGGAGGCGACAAGGGCCCGGAGAGACCGACAGUCGAUUAUUAACCCUGAUCUUGUGCCGCCGGCGCCUGCUCCUGCGCCGAAGCCGAAGCCAGCAAGCAGACCAACCUCGCGGAUGUCUCUGAGGGAACGCAAGCCAGCGAAGCCUGGCUUGUACGUUGAUGCAGACGAUGACGAUGAAAAGCAGUCAAAUAAUCGACGGAGGACGGUUGCGGGCCCUGCUGCGCUAUCAUCGGAGAAGGCAACGGCUCGAGGUAUACCCUCUGAUACAAAUGGAGCAGCUAAGCGACCCGGUCGACGCCUUAGUGGCGUGCCUACUGUGGCUGCGAAUGCUCCCAACCCAGAUUUCGAGGGCCCCGGAGUUCCAGCUCAGCGUCCGGACACUUCUAUGAGUGUGCGACCAGACACAGCGAUGAGCGUCAGAACUCAGAGCGCUACAUCCCUGAACGUCAAAAAGACGAGGGCUCCCGCAGUCAAGAAGGAUGCCCCGAAAACUACAAGAAUUGUGAAGAAGCCUGCCGCAACAGCGAAGCCAUCUCCUCCCCAGCAGACUGGGCCAUCACAGCCGCCUCAAAGGAAACCGAGCCCAGCUGCUACAUCCGAGGACGACAUGGACAAGUUGACUGCCGGUAUGAAGAAGGUCAAGAUCAACUUGAUCACCAAGACGCAGAAAGAAGAGCGAGCCAGAGCAGCUCAGGCAGCUCAAGCAGCUCAAGGCGCCCAAGCCAAAACUGCCACACCGCCCACAACCGAAGAAGCAAAGCAGAGUUUCCCAUUUGAAGCUCAGAAGGCUUCCUCGCCGGUGGCACCUCCGAUCGUCACACCUCCGCAAGACGACGCUCUUGCUACACCGCCGACGCAGCCUCUGGUGUUUGGAGACCCGUCACCGCCUGCUGUCCCAGAAGGCCGGCCGGAAGUGUCAACUCCAGUGACCGAGCAAAUGCCUCUCGCUGCCACCCCUGAUCCCCGCUCAGUAGAGCUCCCUGCCAGCUCACCCGCCGCGAUGUCGCCGAUCGUUGUGACGCCCUCAGGCUCGGACGUGUUCAUCAACUAUCAGCCGGAGGGCCCCCCUCCUGUGUCUGUAACGCCGUCAGAACCCCUGAAGUGGAUGCCGCCCAAUACCAACACGCCCGUCAAAUCUUCGCCGUCUAAGCCAUCACCAGCCAAGUUGUCGUCAGCCAAACCAUCGCCUAUGAAGAAGUCUCCGGUGAAGAUGAUGCGAGCGGAUCUGCCAGUCUUCACCUCCACGUCUGCCAUCCCUUUCGCGCCGCCGGGGAUGAGUGCUCCGUCUGAGCUCAAGAGAGAGCCGGCAGUCAAGACCGACCCGGAGGAGCCGGCAAAGUCGGUCUGGGACAUCCCGGAAACUCCGCAGAGGCAAUAG